Molecule: messenger RNA, 530 nt
Organism: Peromyscus californicus insignis
Lineage: Eukaryota; Metazoa; Chordata; Mammalia; Rodentia; Cricetidae
Product: dynein light chain roadblock-type 1-like
Exons: 1
Coding region: 51-341 (96 amino acids)
Biological process (GO): microtubule-based movement
Cellular component (GO): cytoplasm; centrosome; cytoplasmic dynein complex
Molecular function (GO): dynein intermediate chain binding
Source: RefSeq, a predicted model, not a curated record
CGGGGAGCUGGCUGGGCGUCGUGGACUCGGAGCUGCUGGAUCGGUCCGAGAUGGCAGAGGUGGAGGAAACACUCAAGAGACUUCAGAGCCAGAAAGGAGUUCAGGGAAUCAUCGUGGUGAACACGGAAGGCAUUCCCAUCAAGAGCACCAUGGACAAUCCCACUACUACACAAUAUGCCAACCUCAUGCACAACUUCAUCUUGAAGGCACGGAGCACUGUGCGUGAAAUGGACCCCCAGAAUGAUCUAACCUUCCUUCGAAUUCGAUCCAAGAAAAAUGAAAUUAUGGUUGCACCAGAUAAAGACUAUUUCCUGAUUGUGAUUCAGAAUCCAACUGAAUAACCAAAUAAGCCACUGUCUCGGCUUCCCGUGUCAUUCCUUAAUUUAACAUCCCCCAGAAUAAUAGUGUUAAUCAUGUCAGUGGGCACAGGGUGGUUGCCCAAGAGCCCAUAUAGACCAUGCCAAUGGUAGCUCUGCCCACCCCAACAAAGAGUCUCUCUGGUGAUCCAGUCAGUUCUCAUUUCCAGGCUU